CUACUUUCCCUAGAAUGGAAUACGCGCUCAACAUAGAAAACAAAUAAAACGUCCAACAAAUCUCCUCCCCUCCCUUUUUAUACGCAUCGCGACGCCGCUAUUAAUUAUAAAAACGCUUCAACAUCCGAUUUCUCAUUGAACUCAGCGACUCAGUUUUAAUGGCCCACAACAUAGAGCCAGAGAAGCAGACGCUCCUCGACCAUCACAAAGAGAAACACUUCACCGCCGGUGAGAUCGUCCGCGACAUCAUUAUCGGCGUAUCCGAUGGUCUCACCGUCCCCUUCGCUCUCGCUGCCGGAUUAUCCGGCGCCAAUGCCACCUCAUCAAUUGUUCUCACGGCCGGAAUCGCCGAGGUUGCCGCCGGCGCCAUCUCCAUGGGACUCGGCGGGUAUCUCGCUGCUAAGAGCGAAGCCGAUCAUUACGCCAGAGAGUUGAAGAGAGAGCAAGAAGAAAUCAUCGCUGUUCCUGAUACAGAAGCGGCAGAGGUAGCAGAGAUACUGGCACAGUAUGGGAUACAGCCACAGGAAUAUGCGCCGGUUGUGAAUGCACUGAGGAAGAAGCCUCAAGCCUGGCUUGAUUUCAUGAUGAAGUUUGAAUUGGGAUUGGAAAAGCCAGAUCCAAGGAGAGCACUAGAGAGUGCACUAACUAUCGCAAUCGCUUACAUCUUGGGCGGAUUGGUGCCUCUCAUUCCUUACAUGUUCAUUCCAAGAGCUUCAGAUGCGGUAUUGGCAUCGGUUGCCCUAACCUUACUGGCGCUGCUGAUUUUUGGUUAUGCCAAGGGUUACUUCACAGGAAACAAACCCCUAAUCAGUGCCCUCCAAACUACCUUAAUCGGAGCCAUCGCAUCUGCAGCGGCUUUUGGCAUGGCCAAGGCUGUUCAUCCAUAAAGCAUCCAUAUAUAUCUGUGUAAGAAACUAGGUUUUCAAUUACUGGUCUUUGCUUCUAUGUCAUUCACCUAUGGAUGUUAUUUUGAGCUUUGUUUGUGUUCUUUUCCUGAGUGAUAAAACUUGAUUUCCUUAUAA
Messenger RNA from Mangifera indica (mango), 1022 nucleotides. Its product is annotated as vacuolar iron transporter 1-like. Gene Ontology annotation, biological process: intracellular manganese ion homeostasis. Gene Ontology annotation, molecular function: manganese ion transmembrane transporter activity; iron ion transmembrane transporter activity. Gene Ontology annotation, cellular component: vacuolar membrane. Lineage: Eukaryota; Viridiplantae; Streptophyta; Magnoliopsida; Sapindales; Anacardiaceae. The transcript is spliced from 4 exons. The coding region runs from base 159 to 887 and encodes 242 amino acids. The record is from RefSeq and is a predicted model, not a curated record.